UAGAGGGAAAGGGUAUUUGUGUCUGUGCUGAGGAAAAGAUCAAGAAGCUCACUCACCAUUGGACAUCAAAGAAUCAAUGCAGGUUGAACUUCAAGAUGUCCCUUGGGAGAGAUAUGGAGCUGGAGCAUUUUGAUGAGCGUGAUAAAGCGCAGAGAUAUGGCAGAGGGUCCCGGGUAAAUGGUUUACCCAGCCCUACUCACAGUGCCCACUGCAGCUUUUACCGAACCCGUACUCUACAGACCCUGAGUUCCGAGAAAAAAGCCAAGAAAGUUCGUUUCUAUCGUAAUGGAGACCGGUAUUUCAAAGGGAUUGUUUAUGCCAUCUCCCCUGACCGGUUUAGAUCCUUUGAAGCUCUCCUGGCUGAUCUGACCCGAACUCUGUCCGACAAUGUGAAUCUGCCCCAGGGAGUGAGAACAAUCUACACAAUUGAUGGCUCCAAGAAGAUUACCUCCUUGGACCAGCUAGUAGAAGGAGAAAGUUAUGUAUGUGGUUCCAUAGAACCCUUCAAGAAACUGGAGUACACAAAGAAUGUAAACCCAAACUGGUCAGUGAAUGUUAAGACAACUUCUACUUCUCGUUCAGUGCCAUCUCUUGCCACUGCUAAAGGAGGUGCUCCAGAUGCAAAAGAGAAUAAGGAUUUCAUUAGGCCUAAACUAGUCACUAUCAUCAGGAGUGGAGUGAAGCCACGGAAAGCAGUCCGGAUUCUGCUCAACAAGAAGACAGCACAUUCGUUUGAACAGGUUCUUACUGAUAUAACUGAUGCCAUCAAGCUGGAUUCAGGAGUGGUUAAACGCUUAUACACACUAGAUGGAAAACAGGUGAUGUGCCUUCAGGAUUUUUUUGGCGAUGAUGACAUUUUUAUUGCAUGUGGACCAGAAAAGUUCCGUUACCAGGAUGACUUCUUGUUGGAUGAAAGUGAAUGUCGGGUGGUGAAAUCCACUUCCUAUACCAAAAUAGCAUCGACUUCACGUAGGAGCACCACCAAAAGCCCAGGCCCAUCCCGACGCAGCAAGUCUCCAGCUUCUACUAGCUCAGUAAAUGGAACCCCUGGUAGCCAGCUUUCUACUCCCCGCUCUGGGAAGUCUCCAAGCCCAUCUCCCACCAGCCCAGGAAGCCUACGGAAACAGAGGAGCUCCCAACACAGUGGCUCCUCUACCUCAUUAGCAUCCACCAAAGUUUGCAGCUCUAUGGAUGAAAAUGAUGGACCUGCAGAAGAAGUGUUGGAGGAAGGUUUCCAGGUUCCAGCAUCGAUAGCAGAGCGAUAUAAAGUUGGAAGGACUAUAGGAGAUGGAAAUUUUGCUGUUGUGAAGGAGUGUAUAGAAAGAUCAACUGGUAGAGAAUAUGCUCUGAAAAUAAUCAAAAAGAGUAAAUGUAGAGGAAAAGAACACAUGAUCCAGAAUGAGGUAUCUAUUUUAAGACGAGUCAAGCAUCCCAAUAUUGUACUUCUAAUUGAGGAGAUGGACAUGCCAACUGAGUUGUACCUUGUCAUGGAACUUGUAAAGGGAGGAGAUCUUUUUGAUGCUAUUACUUCCACCAACAAAUACACAGAGCGGGAUGCCAGUGGAAUGCUUUACAAUCUGGCCAGUGCCAUCAAAUAUCUUCACAGCCUGAACAUUGUCCACAGGGAUAUCAAGCCGGAGAAUCUACUGGUUUAUGAACACCAAGAUGGAAGCAAGUCCCUUAAGUUAGGGGACUUUGGCCUAGCAACAAUAGUGGAUGGACCUUUAUAUACUGUUUGUGGGACCCCAACAUAUGUAGCUCCAGAAAUCAUCGCUGAAACUGGAUAUGGCUUGAAGGUGGACAUCUGGGCAGCGGGUGUGAUUACUUACAUCCUGCUCUGUGGUUUUCCUCCAUUCCGUGGAAGUGGAGAUGACCAAGAAGUACUUUUUGAUCAGAUUUUGAUGGGACAGGUGGAUUUUCCAUCUCCAUAUUGGGAUAAUGUUUCUGACUCUGCAAAGGAACUUAUCACAAUGAUGCUUCAAGUAGAUGUAGAUCUGCGGUUCUCAGCCUUGCAAGUUCUUGAGCAUCCAUGGGUUAAUGAUGAUGGCCUUCCAGAGAAUGAACAUCAGCUCUCAGUAGCUGGGAAGAUAAAGAAGCAUUUCAACACAGGCCCUAAGCCGAACAGCACAGCAGCUGGAGUUUCUGUCAUAGCACUGGACCACGGGUUUACCAUCAAGAGAUCAGGGUCUUUGGACUACUACCAACAACCAGGAAUGUAUUGGAUAAGACCACCGCUCUUGAUAAGGAGAGGCAGGUUUUCCGACGAAGACGCAACCAGGAUGUGAGGGGACGUUAUAAGGCACAACAAGCUCCACCUGAACUCAACUCCGAAUCGGAAGAUUAUUCACCAAGUUCAUCCGAGACUGUUCGCUCACCUAACUCACCCUUUUAAUAAAACACUUUUACUCAAAAGUCUUGGCUUUAACCCUUUGAGACCCUGAAACUUCUUCAGACCUGUGUGGAAUGAUUACAACUGAUCUAUCCAGCAGUAUACGCUGGGAUGGUGGAAUGCAAAAGGGUGCUCACAGAAUCUUUGUAAGAAUAAUUUCCUAAUUGAUUGAAAUACUUGUUCUCUGUUUAGAUUGCAACUUGCUGCUAAUAUGAUCCUCAAAGGGUUAAGGCUAUUUUGCUUUUUUAUUUAAAGAUAGAAGCAGUGAAUGUUUUCAUCAGUGGAGCUAGGAACUGCAGUAUGUAAUUUUAGCACAUGUUAACCCUCUGAGUAAACGAUCAACUUAAAUCUUGACAACCCACAUUAGGGUUUUAUUCUGGCUUUUUUGCUUUUAUACGCACAUAUCUUUUAUAGUAUCCUGAAGUUCCUUGCCUGUUUCUGGCCAAAAAUAUAUCAAAUGUACUAUUGCUUAGGAGUUACAGAUAUAGGCUUAAAAAUGAAAAUAAAAUUAAACAAAUGGUAUCUUCUACAGCAGCUCAUUGUACUUCCACAGUGACUGUUAUUGGAAGACAUUAUGCGGGCUAAAUGGGAAAUUCAGUUUAGGGCAUCCUCAUGGUUUACAGAAGAUGACAUGAUGCUGGCCACAAAAGGUUGCUUCCAUAUAGUUUUCUCCUAAUGACAAUGUUGAGUCUUGGAAAGUGGCUUGAGGACACGUUCUGUCAUGUAACAGUAUGUAAUGAUCUAGUUGAGAAGUUCCUGUUUCCUUUGAGCCACAUUCCGAAAUGUACAGGCAUCCUCUCAGCACAACCUCGUUAUUCUAGCAGUCAUUUUAAAGGAUUAACAUUGAUGAAUGGAAGAACUACCCUUAAAAUAGCUAGAGUACUUCUAAAUCAGGGAAAAGACAAGUAAUUUAAUAUAUGUGUAAACCCUAAACUGAAUUAGCAGAAGUUUUGUGUUAGAAUGGAGAAACUAAAAAUGAUUCACCAGUUCUAUUUGUAAUAUUUAAUAAAAUGGGUAUUUACACAGAGUGUAUAUAUAUUUCUAGUUUGUUAAAACCUCAACACAGCAUUAUAGCUUUUUAUUUGACCAUUAUCCUAAAGGUGGCUUCUAUAAAAAUAGCACACUGUGUAGACUUUUGCUUCAGAUGUGAUAAUUUGAAGAAAAAAAUUACCUGGCUCAGAAUUUCACUUGAAUGAAAAAGGCAACUUUCAAAAUCAUGUUCUAAAAUAAAAAAUAGCAUUGUGAAAUUUAUAGUUUCUCUUAUUACUCAUAUAAAAUAGAAUUUUUCUCCUCUAAAGUUAGUUUUCUCACAGUGUUUUUUAAAAGUCACAUAAAUGUGGUUUCCUCUCUCUUUCUUUCUUCCUUUCAUAUCAUACAGCUCAAAGUAUCAAUAUGCUCCCUAAAAUGAUAUGCAGUUUUUCUGAUCUUUCUGGGAAACAUAAAUAAAUUUUGCAGAAACAAGGCUAGUUGCCCACAGUAUUGUUCCCAUUGUGAGUUGUGUUUGCUCAUGGAACUGUCCAUAUGGCAGCAAAUGUGCACCUGCAAGUUGUUGGAGCUAGUGUAAAGCUCUUUUGCACUUCUAGUUGGAACUAUCUAGUUGGAAGUUGAACUGUAUUUCAAGAAACACUGGAAUUCUGUUUUUCCAUCCUACAAAGUGCAUCUUUCAUUACCUCAGACAUGAAAAUUUAUAUAUUAAAAACUUGGAAUAUUUUAAACACAGGAAUUUCGUCUUGUGAACCUUCACACAAGUGGUACAAGUAGCUAAUAUAUUUUUUUUAAUUCACCCAAUAUUAAAAAGCUAGAAGUGAGAUGCUUAGUUGAAACUAGUUCUCCAGGCUUCCUUGGCAAUAUAGAGAGAUGAACAUUCCAGGUUUGAUUCAUUUCACCUGUCAUGGGCAUGAAUUUUAAGCAGGACUCACAUUUUAAUUAACCGAUUUGUCUCACUACAUUGACUGUAGAAGGAACUGCUAGUGGAAGCUUACAUCAGACACCAAAUUUCAGGUUAUGAGUUUAGUGGCAAGUCAUCUAAGUCAUCAGGAAACUCUGAUCUCUGAAUGCAUGUCCAUGGGCAGAAGGCCUGUGCAUGGCUUCAUUACUCUGUCUGGAACCUGAAUAACAGCAUCUUAACCCAAGUGAAGCAAAUAAGCACCUUGUUGGAGAAUUCCACUGGGGCAGAAGGUUAAGGGACCAAGGAACUGCCAUACAAAUGCUCUAAGAUUUUAGUUUUUGGGAAAGGGCUAUGUCUGUUUGAGAUCCUUGACUAUGACCAUCCAACCCUAGUCGCAUUGAAGAGAGAAGAUGCUGAGUAGAUGGGGCACAACCACUGCCAUUGUAAUGUUAAUGGUUGUAAUUAGGUAACAUUUGGAUAGGAGAGGGAUUAUUUUUCCAUAGGAUCAAACCCUCAGCCAAGGUAAAGCCUUCCUUGACACUUACCUACACUAAUUUACAGUAGGUCAGGAUCUGGCAUACAUUUUUCCAGUGCUGGCCUUCCCACAUUAUAUAACAGCCUUCCCUUUAGAAGAGAUACAAUUCAGCCAUGUAAUGCAAGACAUACAUGUGGUAAUAAAAAAGCAUCCAUUAAUACCACAUGCUCCUUGUCUAUUGCAAAAAUUUGGCAGCCUUAAAGCAAAGGAUGAUGUUCAUUCUUCUUAAUUAGAGAGGGAAGUCAGGAGAAAAAAAAAUAUAAAAAUAUGCUUCACUUUAUGCAUGAGAAAUAUUAUUCAAAAGGCCAUCUAGGAUAUUCCUAUGAACUUUGCUUUGCUUUGGAAUACAGGAUUAUCAUUAAAAUGUUUGGUUCCUUCAUCUUGCACCAUCUUGUACUACUUAAAAUGUAUAUAAAAAAAAUCCUAGAUCUUGAAAAUCCGACUCAUACCCAACAUCUUAUAUGUUUCUGAUCUUUCGUUCAUGUUUUAUGAACAUAACUAUAAAAAUAUUUUUUAGUUAUUUUUAGGUCUGUGAGAGACUGGGUUUCAAAAUAUUGAUAGCUUAUUUUAGGCUUCAAGAAAAGGUAUCUGAAUAUUUGAACUGUUUUAAAAGACUUUCAAUGAUAGGUUUAAAUAUAUCCAUAUACCCAUAUAUAUUUUUUUUAAUAUAACCAUAUAUAUGUAUAUGUAUGUAUGGUUUCAUGGAAGUAAUAAUGACUUAAGCUUGUUUGGCAAUGACUGCCCUUUCUUUCAAUCUAACCUCUGAAUUCCUGGGGGUAAGUGAAGACAGAAUAUAUGACCCUAAAAAAUAUUUGCAACACCAAUGAAAAAAAGAAAUCAAACAUAAUAGGCUAUUUCUAAUGUGAUAAUCUGGGAGAGCACAUAGCACACUGUGGUCUUUUUACUGUAAUAUGUACCAGUCCUUCUGACUUCUUUCUUCAUUUCCCUUUUGAAUUUUUAAGCAUUGUAUUGCUGCUAAAUGUAGCAACAAUUGCUUUUUUUCGUGCUUGUUAUAUAUACAAGACCAACUUCCUCCCACUAAGCCUGGGUAGUUAGCAGAGACGGAUGGCACUUGUGGUAGGCACCAUCUAUCACCGAGGAGAUGGAGAGGAACACCUCCAAAGGGUGAUUCAGGUCAUCUAAUGUUUCAUCUCUGGAGAUGCCUGACAGUUUGAUCUUAGUAUUAACAGGAAAGUAGACUAGGGUCACUUCCAGAUUAAUUCCUCUCAAUUAAAUAUAAGCAGGGAUAACAUGGACUCCAACCUAAGUGCAAUAUUCUAGUGAGUUUACAUGCAGUGAGCAAACUUUGAUGUGAAAAUAUAGUACUGAUAGCACAGGAUUAGUUGAAUAGUGGUGAACUGGGAGUUGUUUUAUCUAAUUUCAUCCAUCUAGGAGUUUAGCAUCUAAUCUAGGGCAAUAAUCUAAAUUUCCCUUAUAGGUGCUAGAGACUGCUUCUCUAACGGAUAAUUAAAAUUCUAGGAUGGAUUAAUCACUCACCAGAUGAUGGGCCUAGCCUAAAUGUAUUUAGAACAUGAUUUAUUAAGCCAUGACAUAUAAAUUAGUAUUUCUGUAAGUUACAAUUUUCAUAGCAUUAUUAUACAAAAAAUCCAGAAUAUUAUGGUUCUACUCAGAGGGUUAACAGAAAAGCACUAGGCAUGCUGAUUACAUUGGUGUAUCCAAACUGCUUUGCUUUUUUAGCCAGUGUUUGCUGAUUUUUUCAGAAAAUUCUUGAAAAAUUUCAAGUUUGAAAUUAUUUAAGUGUUGUUGUUUAAGGAAUUUCUAUAACCAAAUUAAUCUUAUUUUUAGCUCAACUUAUCACAGGAAUAAUAUGUAUCAUUGAUGCAGUGUAAGUCUGUAGUUAUCAAUUUUAUUAAUUCCACAAGUGAUUCCAGAAAUCUCUCUUUUUUUAAGUACUUACUAUAGAGCUUACUAUGGUGGCAUAGGUGACUGAGACUGUCUUUCUUAUUGGUAAACAAACAAUAUUGUAAUUUCAAGAAAGUCCUAGGAAUCAGCUUUUCAGUUAGGUAGUGUACUAGUUAGGGGAAAGCUAUCUCAUUACAUGCAUUGUGUAAAUCAUCUUUGUAGAUGAAGAUUGUUCAUAUUAAUGAACACAUUCUUUUUCCUUGACAUUGUAGCAGAAACUGUUUACUUGUUUAAGAACAACCAAUACAUUAAUUUGCUUCAGACUGUUAGAGGGGAAAGUGAGAUUCCAGUCAUUGACAAUGUUACUGCGUUACAGUAGCCCUCAUCUAAUUUAAAUGUGGUGCAUACUACAAUAAGGAAAGCCAAACCUGUGAAUAAACUCCUGAAAAAGC
This is a messenger RNA of Manacus vitellinus (golden-collared manakin), 7127 nucleotides long. RefSeq names its product doublecortin like kinase 1 (gene DCLK1). Lineage: Eukaryota; Metazoa; Chordata; Aves; Passeriformes; Pipridae. The coding region runs from base 96 to 2285 and encodes 729 amino acids. The record is from RefSeq and is a predicted model, not a curated record. Gene Ontology annotation, biological process: intracellular signal transduction; protein phosphorylation. Gene Ontology annotation, molecular function: ATP binding; protein kinase activity. The transcript is spliced from 18 exons.